This is a messenger RNA of Saccharomyces paradoxus, 1389 nucleotides long. RefSeq names its product threonine--tRNA ligase MST1 (gene MST1). The record is from RefSeq and is a predicted model, not a curated record. Lineage: Eukaryota; Fungi; Ascomycota; Saccharomycetes; Saccharomycetales; Saccharomycetaceae. Gene Ontology annotation, molecular function: ATP binding; threonine-tRNA ligase activity. Gene Ontology annotation, biological process: mitochondrial threonyl-tRNA aminoacylation. The transcript has a single exon. The coding region runs from base 1 to 1389 and encodes 462 amino acids. Gene Ontology annotation, cellular component: cytoplasm.
AUGAAAAGACAACUUGCAAGGUGCCGUUGCUCUCGCAAUGUCUCUUGGAACCGUGCUUUUUAUUCUACGAAGAAGACCACUAAGAACUCUUCGUUGGCAACGCCGGCCACUAUGACAUCCAUGGUAUCUCAAAGGCAGGAUCUUUUCAUGACAGAUCCAUUAUCUCCCGGAUCCAUGUUCUUUCUUCCCAAUGGUACUAAGAUUUUUAACAAAUUGGUAGAGUUUAUGAAGUUACAACAAAAGUUCAAAUUUGGUUUCAAUGAGGUUGUAACACCUUUGAUUUACAAAAAGACUCUUUGGGAAAAAUCGGGCCAUUGGGAAAAUUACUCUGAUGAUAUGUUUAAAGUGGAAACUAGUGAUGAAGAAAAGGAGGAAUACGGUUUAAAACCGAUGAAUUGUCCAGGCCAUUGUCUAAUCUUCGGCAAAAAGGAUAGAUCCUAUAACGAACUUCCCCUACGCUUCUCUGAUUUUUCACCACUACACAGAAAUGAAGCUUCGGGUGCAUUAUCAGGAUUAACUAGACUAAGAAAAUUCCAUCAAGAUGAUGGUCAUAUCUUUUGCGCCCCUUCCCAAGUAAAAUCCGAAAUUUUUAACUCUUUAAAGUUGAUCGACAUAGUUUACAAUAAAAUCUUUCCCUUUGCCAAAGGUGACGCUGAUACAGAGAGCAAUUAUUUCAUAAACUUUUCUACAAGGCCAGAACAUUUUAUUGGAGACGUCAAAGUUUGGAAUCAUGCUGAACAAGUACUCAAGGAAAUUUUAGAAGAGUCAGGCAAACCUUGGAAACUGAACCCCGGCGAUGGUGCAUUUUAUGGGCCAAAACUGGAUAUAAUGGUAACCGAUCAUUUAGGCAAAACCCAUCAGGUUGCUACUAUCCAGUUAGAUUUUCAGCUACCUGAGAGAUUCGAUUUGAAAUUCAAAGAUCAAGAUAAUUUGUACAAGAGGCCAAUUAUGAUUCAUAGAGCUACUUUCGGUUCUAUUGAAAGAUUUAUGGCCUUACUCAUAGACUCUAAUGAGGGGCGUUGGCCCUUUUGGCUGAACCCUUAUCAGGCUAUAAUAAUUCCUGUCAAUACGAAAAAUGUGCAACAACUAAACAUGUGCAGUGCCUUGCAGAAAAAACUGCGCAACGAACAGGAAGUAAACAACAUGGAACCCGUUACUUUAAAUGAUUGGCAUUUCAACGUUGAUCUCGACAUAAGAAACGAACCCGUAGGGUACAGGAUCAAGUCCGCCAUUUUGAAAAACUAUUCCUAUUUAAUUAUCGUAGGUGACGAGGAAGUAGAGCUGCAGAAAUACAACAUUCGAGAACGUGAUAAUAGGAAGAGUUUCGAAAAACUCACGAUGUCUCAAAUUUGGGAGAAAUUUAUUUAUCUGGAAAAGAACUACAAGUAA